AUGGCGUCCGUGAGCAGCGACGGCAGCAGAGCGACGGAGGGCCAGGCGCUGGCCCUGGACGAGCUCCUGGGCGACUUCGAGGUCAAGCAGCGCGGCCUGCUGCUCGUGGCCAUCGACAAGGCCGUGGACAAGGCCAUGAAGAAGCAGAGCGAGAUGCUGGACGCCGUCAAGACCAAGGUAGAGGCGCGCCACCGCCAGGCCGUGGACGAGCUGCGCGACGAGAUGGCGCGCACGCAGCCGUCCUUCCUGGACACGGUCAUCGGCCGCACGCUCAGCGCCGAGAACAACGCGGGCCUGGCCAGCUGGAUCGCGGACGGCGCGCUCAAGGAGCAGGCCCUGAGCUACAUUUCCAAGCUGCGCAGCCACCUCGAGGCGGGCCAGGGCAACGCCUUCCGCAGCGACUUCGAGGCGCUGCUGACCGUGUACAUGGAGUAUCUCAAGAUCCCCAUGACGCGCGGCAACAGGCUCAAUAAUCGUAUGGAGGACUUGCACGAAGCGCUCUACAACAAGGCUGACUAUAACGACGACCUAGUUAAUCUCGUGUACCGCGUGCGCUGGGGCUGCCAGGGCGUGCGCUCCAUUGGUAAUGCGCGCUCGCACGACGCGACGCCGCUCUCGGAGAGCGAGACGCUCGAGCUCUGCGGCUGCAUUAGUGCUAUCGGCGCGGCCAUGCCGACGCUCACGCUCGCGUUUGACGUUUGCAAGCGCAAACCGGACGCGCCGCCGCUCCCGAGCGACGCGAAGCUAUCGAUGAAUGGUAAUUCCUCCGGCGUAGAUAUGGCCAUGCUGGCGCAGCUUCGUCAAGCGGCGGGCGACUCUGGCGGCGACCAAGGAUCGUUCGACUUCGACUUCAUUAUCCAGCUAAUGGCUAACAAUGGCAUCAACGUCAACUCGGCCAUGCAAUCGCCGCCUCAACUGUUUCAAGACUCCCAGCCUAAUCGAGUGCCAUCGUUACCGCCAGGAUUUAGUAAUGGCAGCCUAGGUCUAUCCAGCCAAGGCCUGUUCGGCAGCCAAGGCCUCUCCGGCCAGGGUCUGUCCGGCCAAGGUUUAUCAAGCCAGGGUCUAUCGAGCCAAGGUCUAUCAAGCCAAAGUUUAUCCAGCCAAAGUCUAUCCAGUCAAGCGCCCCCACUGCCGCCCGGACCGCCGGGCUUGGACUUGAACAGUUUGAACUUGAACAGUCUCAAUGGUUUGAACUUGAACGGCAACUCCACCCAAGCGCCGUCAUUAUCGCGUCUAGGCUCCAUCGGUAGCACUACCAGCAACUCGAGUCAGCAGCCGCCGCUGCCUCCAGGAUACAAUGACAAUUCCGGAGGAGUGUGGUCUAAUCCGCCACUUCCGACUGGAAGUCCGCAGAAGCAGCCUCCGCUCCCUCCUGGAUCGGAAAGUCCGCUGAGAUCACCGCAUCCGUUGAGGGCUGAGAGCCCGACGAAGAGUGCGUCGCAGCCCCCGCUGCCGCCUGGAGCUGAUAGUCCCCAAAAGCGAAUGGCUCAAGCUUCAUCUGCUGGUUUUGUCAAGAAACAGAGUGACGUGCCUACUCAAGCGAUGCUGGCCCUCGUGCCAACGUUCACGUUCUAUCACGACCGACCGACUGAAUUGCCCAAGGAGAGCGAUCGUGUCCGUAAGGCCAUGUUUGCUCGCAUGCUUAAUCAUAUGGACGAGUUGCCCAAGGCGACGCUGUGUCCGCUCUUGCCAGGCCACGACCCAACGUGUCCGCUGUCGCACACGUACAUCGAGGUCAUGGCGUACAACCCGCUGUACAAGCGCCUAAUUUGCCGUCAGCCGUCUCACUACUGGGGAAGCCAAAUCCAGGAAGACGAGAGCUGCGUGUGCGUGCACGUGGAUACCGGGGUCACUUGGGACUGGAUGGAUGAGUCGCGCGAUAAGCGCAUGUACUGCGCUCGCGGCUCCAAGUGCACCAACACCAAGUGCAUCAAGUCGCACUCGUUCGAGGAAAUGUGCUGGUACAACCCGUCGUACAAGAUUAAGCGCUGCACGGUGCGCGCCCACGAUCACAUCGCCCGCGCGCGAGGCACGAUCGCGCCGCCGCUCGACUGCAGCUACUACCACAUCGAGGAGGGCAAGAACGCCGACAAACGCGAGUUCACGGCCGAGUACGACCACGUGGGCAAGGACAUCAAGAUGCUCUUCAUCGAGCGCUCGCACAAGCCUCUCGCUGACCGCCUCGAGGCUGUGCGCUACGCCCGCGCCAACAAUCUCAACUUGUGAGGUGGGCAGGCUCUCCACGGGCUGCGUUGAGCAGUGGCCCCCUGCAUAUUCUUCAUUUCUCUACUUGGUUUCGCGCCAAGCGUGCAUGUUAAUUCUCACUUAGCUUAGCUU
Messenger RNA from Phytophthora sojae, 2337 nucleotides. RefSeq lists its product as hypothetical. Lineage: Eukaryota; Oomycota; Peronosporomycetes; Peronosporales; Peronosporaceae. The record is from RefSeq and is a predicted model, not a curated record. The coding region runs from base 1 to 2226 and encodes 741 amino acids. The transcript has a single exon.